UAUUGAAGUACAGCUCCUCUCUACUUCUGCUGUAGACUGACCAUCCCAACAGUGCUCGCUAAGAGGUGGUCGAAUGUUGCUGCGCUCUGCGGACUCCACACUACCCCAACUCCAGGAGAAGGCAGCGUGAGGAAAUAUGGCGACCCCCUCGGAUUUGUUUCUUCAAAGGAUGUUACUAGGCAUUUGGCUACUUCUUGUCGAAGCCCUGCAUCUGGACGGGGUCAGUGGACACGGGCGUCUUAUGAACCCCCCCGCACGCAACAGCAUGUGGAGAUUCGGGUUUCCAAAUCCGGUAAACUACAACGACAACGAACUGUUCUGUGGGGGCCACGCGGUGCAGUGGGAGCAGAAUCAGGGCCGCUGUGGGCUAUGUGGAGACCCGUGGCACCUCACGGAGCCGCGACCCCAUGAGGCAGGGGGCCAAUUCGCGAAGGGCAUUAUCAGCCGCCAUUAUACUUCCGGUCAGGAUAUUGACGUCGAAGUAGAGCUGACUGCAAAUCACUGGGGGCGCUUCGAAAUGUUCCUGUGCCCUAAUAAUAAUCCUAAAUACGAGGCAACGCAGAGCUGCUUCGAUAGGUUCCCAUUAUAUGUAUCAGGUACAAAGGACAUGGCCUUCCACAUUCCCCUCGAGUCCAAGAAAAAGGCAGUCUUCAGGUAUAAAGUCCGCCUGCCGCCCUACAUCACAUGCACACAAUGUGUAAUACAGUGGACGUACUACACCGGAAACAUGUGGGGGACAUGCACCAAUGGUACAGAAGGACUGGGAUGCGGUCGUCCCGAGACUUUCCGGAACUGUGCUGACGUCACGAUAGUGACGAGCACAGCAGGACUUCCGCCAAUUUUUAUUGGCCAGCAAGAUAACCCAUUCCUGCUAUAUUACCGAGACUUCCGGUCACCAAGCCUUGUCUCACCACUUAUCAUUAGGCAGCAAGUGUGUUUGCCGACCCCUUUCUACAAGCGCCUGCCAGGCGUGGAGGAGUGGUGUCAGACCAACUGUCUGCGGUACCCCCCGAACUGUUCCCCCUUGAUCUGCCAGUGCCCGGAAGUGUGCGACGCGAUCGGUGAGCUGGAAGGCCGCGCAGGCGCGGACGUGUACUGCAUGGAUAAGUGCCUCGUGUACUCCUCGCAGUGUCCUGCCGAGAGAUGUCGUUGCUACUAAGUUACCAUACGCCAUAGCCAUGAGAAGAUGAGUUAUUUUGCUGCUACGAAACGCCUGAAACAUGCUUUCGCUUCGAAAUAAACAAUUUCACUUCUUUUAUACACAUCUGAGAAUAACAGAUGAUUAUUCUCCGGACGGAAAACCCUGAAUUUAAGGAAAAUUUCAAGGAAGUUUCAUGAGUUUCAACUAAGUUUUGAGGAUACGCGUCAAAUAAUGUAUGAAACUACAAAACAUUACAUCAGUAUUUAAUGAAAUCUGGGUUGAUCCUCAAUAGAAGACCGGCGGAACUCCUCCAUUUAAGUUACUGCUAGCAGGACGGCCAGGUUUAUGUUCUCGUCUGAAACAUCACGUUCGAACAUGGUCUCUUCAGUUUAUAUUGAGGGCUCUUACCACUGGGAUAAAGGUUCCAGAGCCUGAAGAUCAACAUUCAUAUAUACUCGUAUGAUUUGAAGCGAUCAUAGCAACAGGGUACAAUGAAGACUCCUCGGGCGAUCAGCCGUGUCAACGUGGAAUUGAUGCGUAUACUGUGCGAAGACAAAACCCAUCGCACCAACCCCUGAUGAUGGAGACAGAGGCAGCUUCUGAUACGAUGGCCACCAACUUCAUAUUGACGCAGAUGCCGGGUCGAGAAGAUUCAUUUCAAACGUUCCCUUCCACUCAGUGCAGAAACAUACAUUGUUUGAUGCGUUCCUCCAUAUCCCUUGCACGCCUUAAUAGUGUGGUGCCUAGACACAAGGGAAAUUUUGUUUUAAACUGUUCUGCUGGUUAUUUACAUUAUUUAUUCCUCGACAUUCGAUACUGUAAUUGCUGUAUUAUAUCAAAAUUUGUUUCAACAAUUUGCUUAGAGCCCAAAUUACUGUAUCAAAUGUGCACAUAAUAAUCAGUUAACCAGUUAAUAGAUGUCUGCAUGUUAUAAAACACGAACAUGCCUAUACAGCAUGUACGGUUCUCUAUAGUUCAUGCUAGCCUGUGAGGCAAAAUGUGUUAGUGGAGUUGAAAGCAUGCAGGUUUUCUAAAUAAGCUCUAAAAAUAUGUGACAAUGGUACAUUGGUACAAAUAUUAUGUUUUUGGACAUUAUCCAUCGUCUUUUCUAAAUCUAAAAUCCGUUCUGUUUAUUUUUCAAAACUCAACGUUUCGGAGACUGGAUUCUGUCUCAGUCUUCAUGUAAAGCCUAAUCAGUUAGGCCUAAUCUAUAGGGCUAUUUCCUAUCUCCGGAUUUCUUCAGGUAAAACCUUCUCAGCCCAAUCGAUAGAGUCAGUUCCUAUCUCCGGACCUCUUCAGGUAAAAGUACUCAGUUUUACCCAAUCAAUAGAGCUAGUCCCUGUCUCCAACUGAGUAGGUUUUACCUGAAGACGGAGACAGAAUCCAGUCUC
Cryptotermes secundus is the source of this 2532-nucleotide messenger RNA. RefSeq lists its product as uncharacterized. The transcript is spliced from 9 exons. Lineage: Eukaryota; Metazoa; Arthropoda; Insecta; Blattodea; Kalotermitidae. Bases 137 to 1159 code for a protein of 340 amino acids. The record is from RefSeq and is a predicted model, not a curated record.